AUCGAGGAUUUCUCCAUGGCAGGAGCAGCAUCCUUGCAGCAGGUCUGUCAGCAGGAAUUUGUGCAGCUGCUGAAGCUCCCAGGGCUGGAGUACAGCGAUGUGCUGCCCGACUCGUUCCCAUCGGCGCCGGCCGAGACGCUGCCGCAUUUCCUGCUGGAGCCUCAGGACGCCUACAUCGUCAAGAACAAGCCCGUGGAGCUGGUGUGCCGCGCCAACCCCGCCACCCAGAUCUACUUCAAGUGCAACGGAGAGUGGGUCAACCAGAAUGACCACGUCACCAAGGAGAGCCUGGACGAGGUCACCGGGCUGCUGGUGCGGGAGGUGCAGAUCGAGGUGUCCCGGCAGCAGGUGGAGGAGCUCUUUGGCCUCGAGGAUUACUGGUGCCAGUGCGUGGCCUGGAGCUCGGCGGGCACCACCAAGAGCCGCAGGGCCUACGUCCGCAUCGCCUAYCUGAGGAAGAACUUUGACCAAGAGCCGCUGGGCAAGGAGGUGCCACUGGAGCAUGAGGUGCUGCUGCAGUGCCGUCCCCCCGAGGGGGUCCCGCAGGCUGAGGUGGAGUGGCUGCGGAACGAGGACGUCAUCGAUCCCACCCAGGACACCAACUUCCUGAUCACCAUCGAUCACAACCUCAUCAUCAAGCAGGCYCGGCUGCUGGACACUGCUAAUUACACCUGCAUGGCCAAGAACAUCGUGGCCAAGCGCCGCAGCACCACGGCUGCUGUCAUCGUCUACGUGAACGGUGGCUGGUCCACCUGGUCCGAGUGGUCACCGUGCAACAACCGCUGCGGCCGGGGCUGGCAGAARCGCACCCGCACCUGCACCAACCCCGCCCCGCUCAACGGCGGCUCCUUCUGCGACGGGCAGCCCUUCCAGAAAAUCACCUGCACCACCCUCUGCCCAGUGGACGGCGCGUGGACGGAGUGGAGCAAGUGGUCAGCGUGCAGCACCGAGUGCACCCACUGGCGCAGCCGCGAGUGCACGGCCCCCGCGCCCCGCAACGGCGGCAAGGACUGCAGCGGGGUGCUGCUGGACUCCAAGAACUGCACCGACGGGCUCUGCCUGCUCAAUAAAAGAAUUCUAAACGAGCCCAAAAGCCACCUGCUGGAAGCCACGGGCGACGUGGCCCUGUACGCCGGGCUGGUGGUGGCCAUUUUCGUCUUCAUGGUGAUCCUGAUGGCCGUGGGGGUGGUGGUGUACCGGAGGAGGUGCCGGGACUUUGACACAGACAUCACGGACUCGUCGGCCGCGCUGACCGGAGGCUUCCACCCCGUCAACUUCAAGACAUCCCGGCACGACAACCCUCAGCUGCUGCACCCCUCGAUGCAGCCGGACCUGACGGCCAGCGCGGGCGUYUACCGCGGCCCCAUGUACGCCCUGCACGACUCGUCCGACAAGAUCCCCAUGACCAACUCGCCGCUGCUGGACCCCCUGCCCAGCCUCAAGAUCAAGGUGUACAACUCCUCCACCGCCUCCUCCUCCUCGCCGGGGCUGCACGACGGCGCUGAUCUGCUGGGGGGUGUCCCUGCUGGUGGCACCUACCCGGGGGACACGGCCAGGGACGGUCACUUUGCCAGCGUGCGGGGCAAAGGCUUGGGCUCGCAGCACCUGCUCAGCCUGCCCCGUGAGCACGGCUACAGCGCCAGCGGCACCUUCGGCUACCUGGGGGGAAGGCUCACUGUGCCAGGCACAGGGGUGAGCCUGCUGGUGCCCCACGGGGCCAUCCCCCAGGGCAAGUUCUACGAGAUGUACCUGGUGCUCAACAAAGCUGACGGUGCCCUGCUGCCCUCGGAGGGCACGCAGACAGUGCUGAGCCCGGCGGUGACCUGCGGGCCCACGGGGCUGCUCCUGUGCCGCCCCGUCGUGCUGACCGUCCCCCACUGCGCCGACGUCGGCUCCUCGGACUGGAUCUACCAGCUGAAAACACAGUCCCACCAGGGAAACUGGGAGGAAGUGGUGACCCUGGACGAGGAGACCCUCAACACCCCCUGUUACUGCCAGCUGGAAGCCAAGUCCUGCCAUGUCCUGCUGGACCAGCUCGGCACCUACGUCUUUGUGGGAGAGUCCUACUCCCGCUCGGCCAUCAAGAGGCUCCAGCUGGCCAUCUUUGCCCCCACUGUCUGCACCUCCCUGGAGUACAGCCUCAAGGUCUACUGCCUGGAGGACACGCCAGAUGCCCUGAAGGAGGUGCUGGAGCUGGAGAGGACGCUGGGAGGGUACCUGCUGGAGGAGCCCAAGCCCCUGCCCUUCAAGGACAGCUACCACAACCUGCGCCUGUCCAUCCACGACAUCCCCCACGCGCUGUGGAGGAGCAAACUGCUGGCCAAGUACCAGGAAAUCCCCUUCUAUCACAUCUGGAGUGGCAGCCAGCGYGCCCUGCACUGCACCUUCACGCUGGAGAGGUACAGCCAGGCCUCCACCGAGCUCACCUGCAAGAUCUGCGUGCGGCAGGUGGAAGGGGAAGGGCAGAUCUUCCAGCUCCGCGUCACGCUGGGAGAGCACGGCAGCUCCUCCGACACCCUGCGCUCCCACCACAGCGGGGCCACCACCAGCAGCACCAGCACCACCCAGGUGGGACCCUACGCCUUCAAAAUCCCCCUGUCCAUCCGGCAGAAGAUCUGCAACAGCCUGGAUGCUCCCAACUCCAGGGGCAACGACUGGAGACUUCUCGCCCAGAAGCUUUCCAUGGACCGGUAUCUGAACUACUUUGCCACCAAAGCCAGCCCCACCGGGGUGCUCCUGGACUUGUGGGAAGCUGAGCACCAGGAUGACGGCGACCUCAACAGCCUGGCCAGUGCCUUAGAGGAGAUGGGCAAGAGCGAGAUGCUGGUGGUCAUGGCCACCGAGGGGGACUGCUGAUGGUGCUCCCCACACAUGGGGGGCCGGGARGAUGAAACAGGGGGUGAGGAAGGGUCCUCCCCUGAUGGCGGGGGAGGCACAUCCGUCCUGAGUGGGGAGGGGCCGAGGCCGGCGCUUGUCCCACGUCACUGUCAGCCUUAGAGACCYAUCCUCAGCGUUUACAAGCGAUUCCAAGUGUUACACAGCGUUCCUCUCCCUCCUCUGCUCAGGGCAUGGGGAGGAAUUAGGGCUUCUCRAGUUGGGAUGGGGGCUUUCCUUUUUCCUUCUUCUUCUGGGUACCCUUCCUCGUCUUUUAAUGGCAUUUCUGCGUUGAAGAGAUGAGUACAAUCCAGGCUUAGCUUCAGGCAGCUUAACAAGGCAAAUAAGAACGAAAAAGAAAAAAAAAAGUUUCUUAGGAAACGCAAAUAAUUUAUUAUCCAGAUCUUUGGAUACAUCCUUUUUUAAAAAAAAAAGAAAAAAAAGAAAAAAAGACAGAUUUAUAAAUUCUUUUUUGUGUGUGUGUGAGAGCAAGAGCGUUGCUGUGGUUGGGGUGGCAGAGAGAGAUUUCAAUGGACACACUUCUGUAGGGAAAAGUGUAUGAUCUGAGUGGAGCAAAACAUGUUUACAUGUCCUGAGACCCCAGGGAGCCYGGAGGGGGAAGUGCCUCUCCGCCCCUCUGAUUCAGGGCCAGCUCUGACCCUUCCCAAGACUUUUUCCUGGCAAAUUCCCCUUUCCCUGGCAGCAGGAACGAGGAGGAGUCCCACUCCACCUACAAGGGAUGCUGCCCUGUGUUCAGGGUUCAGGGAGGGGAGWGUGUGUUGAGAUGUGGGUGUUUUUAAUGAAUUCUUCCCUGGCAUGGUUUGGGGRAGCUUUUUAGGGUGACUGCGCCUUCAUUUACAUAACUUCAGUACAAACCAAAGAUUUCAGUCCUGCGCUCUUGAGGCCAAAGCGGGGACUGUUUUAAACACGGCAAGAUUGUGCAGUGAGCACCCCAGACUUGGGCUGGGAGGGAGGUGGUCAGUGSAUGGUCAGGGGGUGGAGGGCUGGGAUGUGGCCACUUCAGCCCACCUCCACCUCGGGUCCUACCUGGAUUUUGAUCCAGUGUUUCAGCAGGGAUUCAGGGAGGGAUGCUCUGCUGUUCCCAAGGUGUGAGCCAGGCUGAGCAUUUCCAUUGUGAGCGGUGAUCAGGUUUCCAUCCCUCACUGCAGCUCCUGCUGUUCCCUGUAAUACGCUUUUUAUAACGACAGAGAAGUUGUGGGGCGAGUGGAAAGCAAUCAAGGGGUAGGCAGGAACGAGGUUCCUCACACAGAUACGGUGUCUUGAUGAAGGUAAAAAAAAUUAGGUUGCCUGCAGGUAGAAAUAGUUACUCAGCGAGUGCUGUAUCUUAGAAAUUUGUCUGUUUAAAAAAGAAAAAAAAAUACAGGAAAGGGGUGGUAAGCUCAGGAUUAGAUGAGGUCACAGGGCAGGGGUGCAGAUUCUCCRUGGGUGGAAGGGUUAGGAGCAUGCCUGUGUCAUCGCAUAAAGUGCUGGGCACUGGAGCACAUCCAGGGAGCCUGCAGAGUGUCCUGUGCACAGGACAGCUCAGGAGGAGCUUUCAGUGCUGCUGGGACCCGACAGGAUUGCUCUGGGCAGCUCCUGAGGCAGGGAGGGACAGGGACAGCGCAGAGCUGCUCCCUGCUGUGUCUCCGGGCUUCACUCCUUGCUGGGUUCUCAGGGCUGUCAGAGACAAGGGAUCUUUUCCCUCAGUGCUGGAUGGGGAAACUGCUGCUGGGUGAGCUCCUGUGUCACGUGGGAAGGGGUUUGUUCCAUCCUUGAAGAUGCUUUUGAGCAUUUCCAAGACUCCAUCUCUGAGCUACAAGGGGGCUAAGCAAUUUGGGAGAGCAAUUAAGGUUUGAUGGGUCAGUCCAGCUGCUGGUGGGUUUGAGGGCUCCUUUCUCAGUUCCAGGKGUGAGAUGCUCCUUCAGGUCACCUGGGAAUCUCUCUCACUCCCUUUCUCUGGUUUGUGGAUCACUGCACUGGGAUGUGCAUCCAUCCAUCCCUCCAUCCAUCCGUCCAUCCUGCCUGCAGGUGCCUCUCUCCAUCCCCACCCGUGUUCAUCCUCCCCUUCCUCUGGGCAGGCAGCAGCACCUGGCUUGGCUGGAGUGUGCUUCUGGGGAGAUUCUCCCUGUUUUUCAGACCAGGGAACCUGCAGCAGGAGCAGGGCAGGGGCCAG
This is a messenger RNA of Malurus melanocephalus (red-backed fairy wren), 5047 nucleotides long. It is a transcript of the gene UNC5B, whose product is annotated as unc-5 netrin receptor B. The record is from RefSeq and is a predicted model, not a curated record. Gene Ontology annotation, molecular function: netrin receptor activity; protein binding. Gene Ontology annotation, cellular component: membrane. NCBI's taxonomy places the organism in Eukaryota, Metazoa, Chordata, Aves, Passeriformes, Maluridae. Gene Ontology annotation, biological process: anterior/posterior axon guidance; netrin-activated signaling pathway. The transcript has 17 exons. Bases 16 to 2856 code for a protein of 946 amino acids.